Closterium sp. Naga37s-1 is the source of this 3485-nucleotide messenger RNA. The record is from the annotation of a GenBank genome assembly. Lineage: Eukaryota; Viridiplantae; Streptophyta; Zygnematophyceae; Desmidiales; Closteriaceae.
CGCGCUACCUGCGUCGCCUGCAGCUGUACCCGUUCGCACCAGACGAAGUGAAAGCCAGCACGAUCGGAUUCUGCCCGCUUGAAGUCGCGUACCGAUUCUUCAAGUUCCGCCACCCGCUGUUCGCCUUCGUGCCGGACGAGAGUCAGGUGCGGGCGGCGCGGCAGUUACUGCUCCAGCUGGAGGGGCGGCAAGCGGCGGAGCGAUUCCAGGGUGUGCCGGUGUUCAGUGCAGCGAAUCUGACAAUUGCUGUUCCCUCCAAGGGCGGCCAACUGAGGUGGUACCGCCCCUAUUUCUUCAACAAGAAGCAGCUGGACAAACUGCUGGCGUCCAGUGUGGAUCAAUACUUCAUGGGAUUGAUGCGCGCGAGGAGAGCCGCCAGACAAGCGCAGAUUGCAGCAGUGGAUGGCGCAGGGGCAGCAGGAGGGGGAGGAGCAGCAGAGGAGGAGGAUCCGUUUGACUCUUUCCCAGACCCGCACGAGUUUGCGGACGAUGGCAUGUUCCCAGACCCCCCAGAGAUGCAAGAGUUCGCUCAGGAGUUGGGCCCCAUGCUCGGCUCCUUCCCCUCCGCCUCCCUCGGUUCUUCCUCCCCCGGGUCAACCCUGCCGCUGCUGCGAGACGCAGAGCUGGUGGUGCAGGAGUGCAUGGAUCGGGUGCUGCUGGGCAGCCAGUGGGGGAGAAAACUCGCUGGGCUGGAGCCCUCUUUCACUGUUAUCAUCGACUCAUUCGAAAGGAGUGCUGCCCUCUCCCGGGUCAACCCUGCUGCCCUCUCCCGGGUCAACCCUGCCGCUGCUGCGAGAUGCAGAGCUGGUGGGGCAGGACUGCAUGGAUCGGGUGCUGCUGCUGUCGUGCUGCCCUUCCCCGGGUCCACCCUGCUGCCGCUGCUGCGAGAUGCAGAGCUGGUGGUGCAGGACUGCAUGGACCGGGUGCUGCUAGGCUCACAGUGGGGGAGAAAGAUUGCUGGGCUCGAGCCCUCGUUCACUGUCAUUGUGGACUCGUUUGAACGGAGGGUGGCGGAGGCAGCGGCGGCGGUGGAUGCAGAAAUCAAGGCGUUUGUCAGCUCUGCCAUCACCAUAAGCCCAUUCUUCUGUCCCUUUUCCCGUCUCUCUGUGCAUGCAACAGGGUGGAGGAAGCAGAGGCGGUGGUGGGUGCGGAGACCAAGGCGUUUGUCAGCUCUGCCAUCACCAGCCUCCUCUCCCUUCUCUCUCUGCAUGCGGCAGGGUCGAUCCAUAAGCCCAACCCCUUUCCCCUUCUCUUUCUUCAAACUGCAGAGUGGAGGAGGCAGAGUGGAUGAUGCGGAGAUCAAGGCGUUUGUGAGCUCUGCCAUCACCAGCCUCCUCUCCCUUCUCUCUCUGCAUGCGGCAGGGUCGACCCAUAAGCCCACCCCCUUUCCCCUUCUCUUUCUUCAAACUGCAGAGUGGAGGAGGCAGAGGCGGUGGUGGAUGCGGAGAUCAAGGCGUUUGUCAGCUCUGCCAUCACCAGCCUCCUCUCCCUUCUCUCUCUGCAUGCGGCAGGGUCGAUCCAUAAGCCCACCCCCUUUCCCCUUCUCUUUCUUCAAACUGCAGAGUGGAGGAGGCAGAGUGGAUGAUGCGGAGAUCAAGGCGUUUGUGAGCUCUGCCAUCACCAGCCUCCUCUCCAUUCUCUCUCUGCAUGCGGCAGGGUCGAUCCAUAAGCCCACCCCCUUUCCCCUUCUCUUUCUUCAAACUGCAGAGUGGCAGAGGCGGCGGGUGCAGGAGGCAGAGGCGGCGGUGGAUGCAGAGAUCAAGGCGUUUGUCAGAUCUGCCAUCACCAGCCUUUUACCUCUCCCUUCCCACUCCUCGACCACAGCCACAGAUGAUACUAUUGUACCCACACCCCCUGAUACUAUCACAUCUACUGCCCCUGAUGCUAUCACACCCACAGCCCCUGGUACUGUCACAUCUGGUCACAGCAACACAGCUCUCGAUAACAGCACACCCUCUACUACCACUAUCACAGCUACUACAGCAGCAACCGCCGCAGACUCAUCCGCUUCCAAAACACCCCUUACAGGCACACGGAGUACAGUCACAGCUGCUGGGGGAAAGGGGGGGAUGUUGAAGGGGAGGGGGAGUGGGAGCAAGGAGGGCAGCAAGGAGGGGCAUGCUCUGGAAGGGGCUUUACUGGCUGGACUUUUAAGAUUGAUGGGGGAGGAUGGUGCUGCUGACCUGCUAUACAAGGCAAUGGGAAUUGGUGGCAAAAUUGCGGGUGGUGUUGGUGGGAAGGAAGGGGGUGGGGGAAAGAGUGGGGGAGGGAGUGGAAAGCGAAGGAUGGGAGAGGACGAGGCUUCUGAGCUGUUGGGUAAGGCUAUGGCCUUUUUGAACAGGGAUGAGGGUGAUUCUGGGGGCAAGAGUGGGGGUGACGUUGGUGGGAAGAGUGGUGGGAGUGAUAUGGUGAAGUAUGGGAAUGAUAAGAGUGUUGGCUGUGUGGAUGAGAAGGUGGAAAAUGGGAAGAGUGGGGAUGAUAAGGCACAGUCAGCUGGCAGCAAUGAUGGGGGCAAUACUGGAUUGAGUGGUAUAGUUGGGAAGGAUAAGGUGUUGAUAGGAAGUGGUACGGGAGCGGAUAGCAGUGGAGGGAUGAGCCCUGCUGAAAGCAGCAUUGAUAAAACUGCAGCCAGCAAUGUUGGUUCCAGCAGCAGCAGCAGCAGCAGCAGCAGCAGCAGCAGCAGCAGCAGCAGCAGCAGCAGCAGCAGCAGAAGCAUCGAAGCUAAUGUCUCGGAUAAUGCAGAGCUGAGUAGGAGAGAGGGGAUCAAAGGGGCGGUCGAGAAAAGGGAGGAGGAUGUAAAGGAGAUAGCAGCUGAGGAGAAGCAUCUGGUGCAGAGAGUUUUAGGUUCGACUCCCAAGACUGCUGAUGAGGAUCCGGCACAGGAGAGCAUAAGGCAGGUGGUGAGUGCGAUACGGGGGAAGCUGGCUGCUGCUGUGGCUGAAGGGACACGUGUACCGAAGCUGCAAGUCCGUUCCGAGCCUCAAGGUGGCAACACGGAGGCCAAGGAAAGUAAGGGUGAGAGUGAUGAAGGGAGCGAGAGCAGGAGAGAUGGAGGGAGUGAAAGUAAGAGUGGGGGAGGGAGUGAGGAAACAGGUUCUGGUGCUGUGAAGAAUGAUUCUUCAACUGAGGGAAAAGCAAAGACAAUAGGUUCGCCAGCAAGCGGAGGGCCUAAUGGGAAAGCCUCAGAUGAUAACAUUUUUGCCACUGCCAAAGGACCUGUGGUGUUACCUGAUGUUGAGGCAGCAGCUGCAGCAGCAGCAACAGCAGCAGCAGCAGAGGCAGCAGCACAGGCAGCAGCAGAGGCAGCAUUAGCUGGAGUGAAAGAAGCCAUUGCAAACGCAUCAAGGGACUUCGAGGAGACCGUUCGCAGGGGUGGUGUUCCGGACGCGAGUCGGGACCCACUGUUCAUUGCAGACAUAGGGGAGGACAGGGAGGAAGCUGGGUGGGGAGAUAGAUCAGAAUUUGGCCUCAGACGUGCUGGGUGA